Molecule: messenger RNA, 2385 nt
Organism: Diatraea saccharalis (sugarcane borer)
Lineage: Eukaryota; Metazoa; Arthropoda; Insecta; Lepidoptera; Crambidae
Source: the annotation of a GenBank genome assembly
UAUUCAACAUCUGGCAAUUUAACGCUUGUGAUAAAAACAAUGUCGCAAUCUCAAAUAAACAACUUGAAGUCAAGGUUAGAAUCGAAUUACAACUUCAAUGUUAUUUUGUAUCAGUCUACGUUCGAACGUUCGACGCGAUGGAUUUCUGUGAUAAAGUUGUCGUUGUUACUGGCGCGAGUUCUGGCAUAGGUGCAGCUACUGCUAAAUAUUUUGCCAGGGAAUCUGCUAAUGUAGUCUUAAUAGGCAGAAAUGAGAACGCCCUCAACGAAAUCGCGGCGGAAUGUGAAAAGGCUAAAGGUAUAAAACCUUUGAUCAUUAAAGCUGAACUUAGUAAUGAUGAUGAAGUCAAAAACAUUGUUACUAAGACUAUAGAAGUAUUCGGACGUAUUGACGUACUUGUAAAUAACGCAGGGUACGGAGGUAAAGCAGGUAUUCUUGAUGGAAUCGAACCGUACGAUCAUAUUAUGAAAACCAACGUAAGAGCUGUUUAUCUUCUCACCAGCUUGUGUACUCCUCAUCUUGUAAAGACUAAAGGAAACAUAGUAAACGUAUCAAGUGUAGCAGCAUUCAGACCGAUAAAAGAUUUACAUUUCUUGCCUUACUGUAUCUCCAAAGCUGCUUUGGAUCAAUUCACAAGAUGUCUCGCCGUCGAACUGGCAAAAUAUGGUAUUCGUGUGAACUCAGUGAAUCCUGGUGCGACUAGAACGAAUUUUGUAUUAGCUGCUGGCCUAAGCAAGGAAAAGGCAGAGGAAUUAUACAAAGUCCGUGAUAAAGUUAUGCCGCUUGGUAAAGUUGCGGAGAGUGAAGAUAUAGCAGAUAUGAUAGUGUUUUUGGCUAGUAAUCGAGCUAGAAGUAUUACUGGUGCUAUUCAUGUUAUAGACAAUGGUGAAAAUUUAGUGUAAACCUAAUCAAGCAAUCUGUUUGUCCAACUUUCUUCAUUUAAGUUACAAAUAUGUUCAUAUAUUUAUCUUACAAAAAUAUUACGAUUAGUAUUGAAAUUGCAGCUAAACAGUACUAUAACUAAAUCUUUAAGGUAGAUCCAUUCUGUUACUUAAUAGUUAAAUAUAAGUAAUAUAAUUUUACGUAUUAUUAAAUAUUCAUUAUAUAAACUCAACAGGUUUUUCUUAGCAGACAUAUUACUUAGGUAGUAGCAAAAUCAGUUGUUAUUGUGUACAUAUUUUUUCUUCAACAUUUUCCUUGGGAAUAAAUAAGCUGGACUAUAUCAGCGCACAUGCUACAUACAACAAUAAGAAUGUACGACUUCAAAGGCUGUAGGGGGUUACAUAAAUAGGUCAGUAAGCUUAUCUAAUAUACUUCGUGUUCUCAUGGCCAUUAGUCUUCAUUUAGCAUGCAGUGGCGUUGAUAACAAAGCAAAAGUAAUGGCAAGCAGCAAAUAAGAAGCCCCGUGUUUCUUUAAUACACAUUUUCAUAGGUUUAUUUCUUAUUGACGAUUCAAUUGUAACUGGCAAAAAACAAAUUAUAAAAGAUACUUUUUUCUAUAUUGUAUAGAGUAGUUCUACCUACAUUAUUGCCUUGAACAGUAGUAAACAUGUUUCAAUAAAGGAAAGUAAUACACAUUAAUAAUUAUUAUUGUUGCAUAAUGAUUUAAAUUGAUGUCAACUUAGAGCCACAUAAAAUUCGACGACAUGCGCUGUCAGAAUGUAGAGAUACAAUUAAAUAAAAACUUCUUGAUUAGGAAAUAAAGGUUUUAUUUCAUUGAAGCUCUACACUGUGACAAUGCUGAGCCUAAAGUCAAUUUGAGACUAUUGAAAAUAAUGUUUGUCUAUCUUUCUUAUAUGGGAAGUUGAAAUAGUGUCAUAUACUUUUUACCGGGUAAAAAACUAUUAUUAAUUUUUGAUUACACAUGCAAAAUCUAAAGUUUUAAAUAAAAUCGUGUUUAUUUAAGAAAAUAUGCAGUAUAUAUUUGUGACAGAUUGCUUAGUCAACAACAUAAGGGGCCAAAUGAAAUUCAUGCGAUUUUUACGACUUGUUUGAAAUGAAAAGCAGUUAAUGAAUUUGAUUUGUUUCUAGAUCAUUAAUAGUCUUUGGAACAUUUUCUCGCUUCAGUGGUCCUAAUCACAACAAUUUGAAACGGAACAGUGAUUAAAUAAAUAACCUUCUGGCGAUCAAAUAAAAAAUCAAUGCGCACUAAAAGAAAUAUUUAUUAGCUUCCCAGUUCUAGUAAAGUAGAAAUAGACUAUGUAAAAUCGACGCAUUCGAAUGAAGUUUUACACUUUAAAUAAAGUCAAAGUUAAAAAGAUUUUAUGAGGUCAUGAGGUCACUCAUAUAUAUUAAUACUAAAGAUAAAAAUAAAUGAUUUGACCUUACAAUUUAGACUUCAUUAAAGCAUCGACGUGCCAAAAGGUGUUUUCGAGGGUUGAGUAU